CUGGGCUUCCUGAGAAAUCUGAAAAUGCGGCGAAAUCGGGGACAUGCUGUGCCUCUUGUAAGGAAUUUCAUCAAAUAAAGCAGACGGUUUUACAACUGAAGCAAAAGGUUGCUUUGCUACCAAAUAAUGCUGCUGAUCUUAGCAAGCAAAUCACUGGUGAAAAAGUGCUUGCAUCUAAUGCAUAUAUCCCUGGCCCCCCAGGCCAGCCUGGCCAACAAGGGCCUCCAGGGGCUCCAGGACCAAAAGGGAGUCAAGGAGUUCCUGGGUCACCUGGACCUCCCGGACAGCCAGGCCCUCGUGGAUCAAUGGGACCUAUGGGCCCAUCUCCAGACAUAUCACACAUUAAGCAGGGCAGACGGGGUCCUGUGGGUCCACCAGGAGCCCCGGGAAGAGAUGGUAGCAAGGGGGAGCGAGGUGCACCAGGACCAAAGGGGAUACCUGGCCCACCAGGUUCAUUUGAUUUCCUAUUGCUGAUGAUGGCAGACAUCAGAAAUGACAUUGCUGAGCUGCAAGAGAGAGUGUUUGGACACAGGACUCAUUCAUCAACAGAGGAGUUUCCAUUACCUCAGGAAUUUACAAACUAUCAUGACACAGUAGAUUUUGGAUCUGGAGAAGACUACAAACCACGGGCAGCACCCACGGACUCCAGGAUACAGAAGGCAGCCCAUCCUUAG
Messenger RNA from Tauraco erythrolophus (red-crested turaco), 674 nucleotides. NCBI's taxonomy places the organism in Eukaryota, Metazoa, Chordata, Aves, Musophagiformes, Musophagidae. The record is from RefSeq and is a predicted model, not a curated record.